AUGGCUACCACCACCAGCUCCACCGCCCUCCUCAUCGCCCUCGUCGUCCUGGCCGGCCUCGCCGACCUGCACGCCGCCACAGCCGACCCGAGGCCCGUCCACGCCGCGGAACUCUCGGUGCCGGCAUGGGCGGCCGGGCAGCCAAUGACGGCCCCGGAGCUGGAAGGGAUGAUGGAUUGCAUGAUGGGGUGCUGGACGACGGUGAUGGGCUGCGUAUUCGGGUGCAUGGCCAAGCCCCCCGCCGACAUGCCGGUCUGCUGGUUCAGCUGCGACCAGACCUACGUUAUGGGCAUGGCCGCGGUGGCGGUAAAGACGAUGAUGGAGCGCCCAACAACAAUGGAGCUGGAUGGGAAGAUGCAGUGCAUGAUGGGGUGCUUCACGAUGGUGAUGUUCUGCGCAUUCAAGUGCAUGAUUCCCUGCGUGGUCGCGUGCCCCGCCCUGCCGCUCUGCAUCACCAACUGCGACCUCAAGACCCUUGGCUGCAUGCUCCGCUGCGGCAUGAUGCCCUCGCCCAAGCCCAAGCCCAAGCCCAAACCCAAGCCCAAGCCCAAGCCACCUGCCCCGCCGGGCCUGCACCUAGACGCCCUCGAUCACCAUGCAUGA
Molecule: messenger RNA, 603 nt
Organism: Triticum turgidum subsp. durum (durum wheat)
Lineage: Eukaryota; Viridiplantae; Streptophyta; Magnoliopsida; Poales; Poaceae
Source: the annotation of a GenBank genome assembly